Molecule: messenger RNA, 960 nt
Organism: Clonostachys rhizophaga
Lineage: Eukaryota; Fungi; Ascomycota; Sordariomycetes; Hypocreales; Bionectriaceae
Source: the annotation of a GenBank genome assembly
AUGUCUUCUACAACUACCGCCGGAGUAAAACGCCGGGCUGCGUGGGAUGAGCCGCGCAGGCUCCCCCCGAAAAUGCGAGUCCUCGAGUCUCAUGUCGCCGUCAAUCAGCUCGCAAUGUCUCAACCCUCAUCUCCCCAGACUGCUUCCAUCAUCAUGCCUCCCACUCCCGGCUCAUCACCCUCGCAGCCGGCUGCUUGGAACUCUACUUGUGAGAGAGCGGAAGACCUGGGUGAUAGUCACCUUCGGCGGGCGCUCUCUGAAUGGACCCAAGAGGAGGCUGUUGAGCUCCUGAUGUCUCUUGCAAGGAAAGACAUGCGGGUGAGGCUAGCGGUCGAAAACGAGAACCGCAGGAUGGCCAAGACUAGACAAAAAAGCGAGGAGAGGAUUCAGGCAUUGAAUUUCGACGAUAUUCUUAAGCGGGUGGAGCGGGACCUGUAUGGAGAAAAGCCUCGGUCUUGGAGCUAUGAAAAAGCGUUGGAUGAUGCUAUGGAUGUUGCAGCCCGCAUCGCACUUAUUUUCCGCCGGUUUUCAGAACACCUCUCGAAAGACGACCCCUCGGACGUCAAAUGUGGUACCAUGGUGACGGUGGCGACCAUCUGGGAUCUCGUGAUAUUCGCACCGCCCUCCGAGGCACACGAACAGUGUCUCGCAUCAAGUUUGGAGUGGGAGGGAGCUACGCUGAGCCUAUGGAAACGGAUGAGCGAAUUGGAGAAGAAAUCGUUCGCUUCACAUGCUGGUGUGGUGAAGACCCUCAUCAAGACGGCAAUAGAAUGGGAGAAACAUGGUAAGAGGGAGGACAUGUUCAAGCGCUGGUUACGAAAAAUGAAGAAGGCAUCGGAUGGAACACUGAGUGCCGAGUAUGCGGAAUGGGAUACACGAACACGUCCUUCCAGGACCCGAAACCAACUAGUCGAGUGUGGACCAAGUUCACCUCCUCUUGCGAACUUAACUUUGGAGUAG